Messenger RNA from Physcomitrium patens, 1442 nucleotides. RefSeq lists its product as uncharacterized. The record is from RefSeq and is a predicted model, not a curated record. Gene Ontology annotation, molecular function: protein-folding chaperone binding; protein homodimerization activity; adenyl-nucleotide exchange factor activity. Gene Ontology annotation, biological process: protein folding. NCBI's taxonomy places the organism in Eukaryota, Viridiplantae, Streptophyta, Bryopsida, Funariales, Funariaceae. Gene Ontology annotation, cellular component: chloroplast.
UUGACUGUGCUAAAUCCCUCCCUUAUCUCUUGCUGUUGCUGUGUGUUUUAUUUCUGUUUUCUGUUGAUUUUUCUUUCUUCUUCUUCUUUUUUUUUUUUUUUUUGAGUUUUGUUUUGAUUUUCUUUUUCUUUUUCGUCAUUAAUUAUUUCCUCUCCUUCUAGCGUUCAAUCUUCGUCUUCGUUUGUUGGUGUAGAACCAUACAUUGUUAGUCGCAAGUUUGAUUGAGGCUUCGGCAAGGUGGAAUAGCUAUGCCUGCGGUAGCCUGUACUGCUGCAAUGGCCGGUACGCUAAUCCAGGCUCCCAGGCAAAGUAUCGUUGUAUCGCGAAUGGCCUCCGCUAGAGCUUUUGUGCCUGCUCAAUUCGGUGCUCAGUGCUUUAGAUGGCGCGGAGUAGUCCAGGUCCAGAGCUUUCGUUACCGGCGGCUAGUAUUCGUUGCUCGAAAUUCUGCGCAAACUGAUGCUAAGAAAACAGAAGAAGUCGCGGAGAAGAAAGGAGAGGCACAGGUUGACAAUGUCAGCGAAGCCUCAGCUGCGGAAGAAACGUCAUCUUCUAUUAAAUCUUUACUUGAGGCCUACAGAGAAGCAGUGGCUGUAAAUGAUGAGGAGGCCAUCACUGACGUUGAGAGCCAGCUGGAGGCGAUUGCUAUUGAGCGAGAUUCAUUAGCAGAAAAUGCUAACGCUCUUAUUGGGGAGGUUUCGACAAACAAAGAUAGGUAUAUUCGGCUGAAUGCGGAUUUUGACAAUUACAGGAAGCGAUCUGAGAGGGACCGUCUUGCCACGGCGGGUAACAUUAGGGGCGAGGUUGUAGAAAGUUUGCUGCCCAUCGUGGACAACUUCGAAAGAGCAAAGACAUCCAUUAAGACUGAGACUGAGGGUGAACAAAAGAUUGAUAAUGCUUACCAGAGUAUUUACAAGCAGUUCGUGGAGAUUAUGAAGUCACUUGGCGUGGUUGCUAUCGAAACUGUCGGCAAAAGCUUUGACCCUAAUCUUCACGAGGCAAUUAUGCGUGAGGAUUCAACUGAGUUUGCUGAAGAUAUUGUUAGCCAAGAAUUCCGUCGGGGCUUCAGGAUAGAAGACAGGUUGCUGAGGCCAGCCAUGGUGAAGGUUUCAUCGGGACCUGGCCCUGCAGCAGACACUGAUUUACCGAUAGAAGAGUCUCUUGCCAAUGAGUGAUAUUUUCUUGGAACUCGUAGUCUUUGUAGUCUCUGUAGAUCUCAGCAAUAUACUCUUUCAAUUACGACAGAAUUUCCAAUGUAGCCUAACCAUUGAGUCUACGAUAAGGCCUGAGAAAAAUUUGAGCGACUUUCGCAGAAGCUUUUAAUGCUGAGGUGCAUGACUCUAUGUACAUGGUUCCUAUUCCCCGAAAUUUUGCAGCUAUCUAUGUCGACCCUGUAUCAUCACAGAAUGUAAUUAAACAUCUUUGCCAAUUCCCAUUGUCCAUGA